Melampsora larici-populina 98AG31 is the source of this 2070-nucleotide messenger RNA. RefSeq lists its product as uncharacterized. Gene Ontology annotation, biological process: protein phosphorylation. Gene Ontology annotation, molecular function: ATP binding; protein serine/threonine kinase activity. The coding region runs from base 1 to 2070 and encodes 689 amino acids. NCBI's taxonomy places the organism in Eukaryota, Fungi, Basidiomycota, Pucciniomycetes, Pucciniales, Melampsoraceae. The transcript is spliced from 5 exons. The record is from RefSeq and is a predicted model, not a curated record.
AUGUCUAGUGUUUGCAAAAAAUGCCACAUCAACUUAGUCGAACAAAAAUACACCCAAUUCAAAAUGUGUGGAGAAUGCCUCAAGAAGCUUAGCAAUGAUAUACCACCUGCCACUACCAACACCAAUCAUCUGCCAAGUGCUUGCGGAAAUCAUGCAUUUAAUAAUCACAUAUCAGCUGUAAACAAGAAGAAGGAUUCACAGGCACUUCGAAACCGCUUUGCUGCAGCAAAAUCACAGCAACGUCAAGGCCUCUCACGUCUGAAUCAACCAGCUCUGUCUUCGUCUUCUGCUUCAAAUCAACCAAAAACAUCGGCCACUCAACCAUCAUACACUUUCAACGCAAAGUUGGCAAUGUAUCACCAUGGCCGUAUCAGUCGAACAUUCUUUCCUCACCAUGCAGCAGAAAUCAAGAUGUCAAUCACUGGAGUCGAAUCUGAUCAGGUUCUCUGGAUCAAAGCUUGUCGUGAAAUAUUUGAACAGUUUUCUGAUGAGAUACAAGACAUAAGGCACAACAUUCCAACGUAUCCACUCUUCUUCCAAUCUGAAUACUUCUAUAUCACAUCAACUACUCGUCCUCCUGUUAAGAUCACACCUGAAAAGAUCAAAGAACAUCUCAGUAAUGCACGUAAUAAUGGACUUGAGCUUAUCUUUGAGGCUAAAAAAAAAAACGCCAAAAAACAAAACAACCCUUCAACUUCUGAAGAAGAACUUGAUAGUAUUUCCAGCUCAGAGUCCCGUGUACAAAAGCAAGCAAAGAAACCUAAAUACAAUGCACCAGCCUCUUCUUCGGCCAAGAUUUCAGAUGAUUCUAGUCCAGAAACUCUAGAACUACCAAGCAACAUUCUUACAAUACAAGACCAACACAAGAAGAAACCAUCUGUCUCAAGCUCGUGUCAAAAUCAACCUUCUCAGGACAAUCUCAUGGGACCACCAUCUUUCUUACCUUCAAGUACCAAAUCAAGUACAUUCACGUUGAACAACGGAUCAACACACCUCGCUCCAACUCUUAGACAGAACAUACCUAUCUUACAAACCGACUACAACCACCAAACAAAAUUCACUGCUCAAAAAGGUUCUGACUUGCUUCUUACCGUAAACAAUCAUUAUCUUGGUUGUAUUGAUAACAAUAUGCUCUCAUUGACAAAUGAGGUACCGAUAGGCGCCUUAUCCACAUUCAACAAUCUUGGUAUCACGGAAUUUGCCACACCCUUUCCAGUAAUACCUCCCUCGACACCUUCUACACCAAUCCAGCUGAUUUAUGGACGAAAGCUGGUGCUCAAAGUUGAUCCAAGUUCUAAGCACCCAGGUUGGACGCCUGUCAAUUUUAAAUAUCAUGUAUUCACUGAUCAAGAGAUUGGUAGAGGCUCUUGUCGGAUAUGUUAUAAUGCACUUGGUGAAAUGAAUGGAAAGGUUUGCAAGAUGGUUGCAAAGCAGCUCAUAACAAAUGACGCUGUUGGAAAGGAAAUUCUGAAUUCAUACACCCAAACUCAGCAAGUUUAUAUGGCUGUAUCAAGGUAUUUGAAGAAAUUUCAGGCAGUCGUCAACUCAUUUGUGGCAUAUAGUGGAAAGCACGAUGAUCUUGAUCCAAAGAAUAUCUGGUUUUUUGAAGAAUCACUAGUUGAUCAAGGUAAAUUCCAGAAAUACAAUUCGAAUGUAUAUUUCAAAACACGAAGAGUUGGAGAUCCAAUUCACCUAUGCAUUGCAGCCUUCACCCACUAUGUUUACAAGAUUACAUCACAUAAACGCUUGGUUGCUGAUUUACAAGGAGCUGGUCUAUAUUUGACGGACCCAUUGAUCCUUGAUUCCGGGAAUGCUUGGGUUGCUGAAACAAAUACAGCAGAGCAGGGGUUUGCCAACUUUGAGGACCAACAUCACUGUUAUCCACUCUGCCGUCAACUAGGUCUUCCAUUCCUUCCAAAUCAAUCAUCUUCCCAAGAUCAUGACCAGAACCACGAUGAUGAUUACAUUGCUCAACAUGUCAGAAAUGGUGGUCGGCCUGAUUUGAGUGAAAGUUUGGCAUCUUUGAAUAACCUUCUUGAAGCCAGAGAUCGGGAUGAAUCACCACUAUAG